This is a messenger RNA of Tuber aestivum (summer truffle), 4287 nucleotides long. NCBI's taxonomy places the organism in Eukaryota, Fungi, Ascomycota, Pezizomycetes, Pezizales, Tuberaceae. The record is from the annotation of a GenBank genome assembly.
AUGAUUCUCCGCAACCCACAGAACCUAUCUUCUUGUCUACAGCCGACGCACCCCACACUUGGACACCGCUACGUUCCUAACACUCUGCUCGGAGUCAGAAGUCAGCGACAACUUGGAAAAACAGCAAUAUUUUCGACCUUUAAGACUCGACUCUCUAGCCCAGCCUCAGAAUCAAGUAAUUUAUCUUCGACGCGUGGUGCAGCGACUGGCGCAACCCGAGACAGCAUAUCGAACAUAGGUAAUGGGAUGGAAUAUACUAGCAGUGGGCUAGCUCGUAGGACGUAUGUCGACGAAUAUGGGACGACUUCCCCAGCAGAUGACACAGCGGAUGCGCCAAGAGUGGAUUAUACCUACAUGAGCCAACAGGAGCAGAGUCAGCUCGACAGGGAGGGGGGGCAUCACACCCAGGACGAGGGCUACAUAUACAAUAGGAUUGUUUCUGAGGGUGAGAGACGUACGGGAGGCGGUAUUCCAUCUUCUACAGGAAGCAGAAUGGAGAGCGAAACCGGAGCGGUUCGUGGAGGUGCGAGAGGAACUGAGAUGGGAGCUAGAAGUGGUGUGGGAUUCACGGAUAUGGCGAACGUCGCAGCAGAAAUAUCGCCGGUCAAUAUUUCAAGUGCGGGGUAUGAUAUAGAUAGUGACGAAAUUGGUGAAGGGGUGGGUAUGAGAACUGGCGAUGAAGACCAUCCAAGCCAGGAGGACAGAGAGGGGACUCAGGGUGUCUUGAUGAUGACAGAAGCGGGGCAGGGGCAAGGGCAAACUCCAACGUGGAGUGAGACAAAGACUAAGGUUCGCUUCCUAUCCGUUUGGCUUCCAUCUCAUAGGGUCCAAAGCCAAAGAUCAGAGUCGAGGGUAUUCCCGAGUCGUUAGUCGGAGUACUCUUGACACUGCUUUUCAUAAGUUUAGGCAGGUCAUGCCACUCGAUCCCUGAACAAGCUACUACAAUCACUGGCCUCUGGGUGGCUCAAUCGGCCUACUCCCGGGAGGGGCGGCUUUUAGUCACCCCAAGCGCACCUGAGCUCUAAUCUAACAGUUAAGCAUAGGCAGGGAAGGAUAGAAAGCGGCUUCCACUGGCGUGCAUCGCCUGUCGCCGCAAGAAGAUACGAUGCUCCGGGGAAAACCCUGCCUGUCGGCACUGUGUUCGGUCGAGGACUCCUUGUGUUUACAAACAAUCCACCCGCAAAGCAGCUCCUAGGACAGACUACAUGGCUAUGCUCGACCGACGAUUGAAGCGUAUGGAAGAACGGCUGAUCAAGAAUGUGCCAAAGGAGGAAGUCAGCGCUGUUCUUAGUACUACUGGGAGGUCCGUUGUAAGGCCAAGUAUUUCAACAACUAGCGCAAGAGCCGGUGCCCCAGCAAAGAAAAGAACGGCCGCAACGGCAUUUGGGGAUGAGUUGGAUAUAUGGGCUAGGGGAGAUAGUUCAACAGCACGGAAGGGGACGGGUAUACCGGAGACCUGGGGUGAUAGCCCUUUGGGGGCAGUGGGGCGAACGGAUGCCGACGAUGGGAGCCACGCCCUACCUCCGAAGGACAUCCAGGAACACUUAGCAGAGGUUUUCUUCGAUUACGUCUACGGGCAGCCAUAUUUCGUAUUGCACAAACCCUCAUUCAUGAGGCGAUUACGGUAUUUACCCCUCUCUGGAAUGCCUCUCUCAUGUCAUGGGGAGUAGGCGCACAUUAUUGGCAGCCGGGUUACCUAAUGGGUUUCUACAGGAGCGGAACCGCGCCGGCGGUAUUGGUUCUUGCUGUGUGUGCUGUAUCAGCUCGGUUCUCUAAGCACCCGGCGGUACGCCACGAUCCACCAUUUCUUGCUGGGGAGGCGUUUGCGAGCGAGGCUCGACGACAGAUAUUAAAGAAAUUCGAUACCCCAAAUGUCACCAAUGUUACUGUCUGUGUAUUGCUGGGUCUUCAUGAAUUCGGCACAUGCCAAGGGGGUCGAAGCUGGGCGAUGGGUGGAAUGGCCACCCGCAUGGCGCAUGCAAUUCAAUUGCAUAAAGAAGCAAAUAACGACCCGCUCGGAAAGCCACACUCAAGGCCAGCUGGCGAUUAUUUCCACCAAGAUGAAGGGGGGUAUAUGUCCUUUGUUGAUAGGGAAAUCCGCCGGAGGAGUAUGUGGUCUUGCUUUAUCCUGGAUAGGUUUACUUCAUCGGGGACAGAGAGGCCACAUUUGAUCGCCGAAUCAGAAAUCGAGGUUCAAUUGCCGGUACAUGAUAGGAAUUUGGAAUUGGAUAUACCGGCGGUGACAGAGCAACUUGAUGGAACAGUGAAGGGUUCUAGGGAAGAGGUUGGCGAUGUCACUGGUGCUAUGGGGGUUACGGCCUAUAUGGUCAGAGUUGUGGCUCUUUAUGGGAGAGUUGUUAAAUACCUUAAUCAGGUUAGUGCGCCAAAAGACUUGGUAUCCAUUCCGCACCCUUCUUUCAUUCCUUUCCACUUCAUCUCUCGUGCUCCUUGUGGAGUCCCAAGCCCCCUUGGAUUGUGGAGAUACAGAGUGGAUUGCAAAUACCGAACCUUUUUAUUGACUUCUCUUAGGGGGGGAAAGAGCGCGACCCUCGCGAGAUUUGGGAGCCAAAUUCUCAGUUUGCAUCUCUUAACAAGGAGAUAAGCCAAUUCGAAAACAGCCUACCUAGUCGUCUCCGAUAUACUCCCGAAAACAUGCAGGUUCACAUCACAGAGCAUCUCGUUGGCCAGUUUGUUUUCGUGCAUAUUGCCCUUCAUCAAGUACGACUCUUUCUCAACAAAUCAGGGGUCCCAACGCCUACCCCCCAGGGUCAGAGCUCUCCUCUGGAGUUUGGAAAGAACGCAGGGGAAAUCGCCUUGUCCUCGGCGACGGAGAUAUCACGAAUAAUUUUGGAUGCUGAGGAGCGCGGGGUUCUCGUGGUGGCCCCUUUUACAGGGUAUUGCGCAUUCAAUGCUAGCAUGGUGCACAUGGUGCGAAUGUUCUCAUUCUCCAAUAACAGGGAGAUACAAGAGGAAUCAAGAAACAAUAUGCAAAUAUGUCUGAGGUUCCUGAUGCAGCUAAGACAAUAUUGGGGUCUCUUCCAUGCUAUAACAGAUAAUCUCAAGAGAUUAUAUCGUAGUCUUGCUGACUCCCUUGCACGGGGCUCAUCGUUCCCUGAAGAAACCACCCGAACAUUGCAGUAUGGAGACUGGUUUCAAAAGUACCCACGAGGGGUGAACGCCAGCGACUACAAAGAAAUGACAUCAAAGCCCCAUACUUCAGAUGGGGCCUCUACCCAGGACGCCGUGCUGAGCCAAAAGUCAAAUCUUCAAACCGCAGACGAAUUCUUUGCAAGAUUAGGGCCAUCGAGACAUAAUCGGUCCCCCGCUGCCCCUCCUGCUCCAGCCCCCCACGCUCCCAAGGCUCCGAUACAGUCUUACAUUCGCACAUCUCCCCCAAUUCAUUCACAGACGCCCUCGACUAUACAUCCGGGAAGUUCACCUGGCUCCUUGCAUCACAGCCAAUCACCCACAACACAUCACUCGCCAAUGGGUGCGUCUCCUGCAACCAUUCCCACUCCGACAAUGGCUCAAAGUCACGGUAAGAUGGAGGGAAAUUUAGAUCCCCAACUACUAAGCCCACCGCAGAUAUCCAAUCCGCAAGGCAUGUCCCGGCAAGCAAGCCUAUAUCGCGCAAACUAUCAGCAGCAAACCCAGAGCUCCCAACACAAUCCAGCAAUUCCGUCCAUGGUGCCGGACAUAUCUUCGCAUCAGGUACCGUAUCCCAAUUACCCCAUUGCCCUGCCUAGGGGCCCCGCGGGUGUAGGUACGGAAGGAAUGAGGAUGCACCACCCCCAACAGCAGCAGCAGCAGCAUUCCCAAAGCGCACCUUCCCAAUAUUUCCUCUACGACCUGUACUCUUCGGGAUCAGACCCCGCAUUCGUGAUGGCUGCAACCACGCUUAACAGCGGGAUAUGGCCCGAGCUCCAGGGCCAAGUGAGUGGAGCGGAUGUGGAUGCCUUUACGGAACAGCCGAGCAGCGCGUGGUUCCUGCCGUUCAACUCGUGCCCUCCGGAUUUCGAGCCAGGAAUUGAGGGGAUGGAAAGCAUAAAUAUCACGGGCGCCGGCGGUAGUGCUGGUGCUGGCGCAGCAGCAGCAGCAGCAACGGUAACAAGAGGUGGUGUCCCGGGGGCAGGUGGAGAUGAUGGGGGUGGAGUAGGUGGAAGAAGGGGUGGAGAAGGUGGAAGUGGGGGUGGGCUACCGCAUCUAAUAUCUAGAAGCGGACAAGUCCGUCAGGGAGGAGGAACUGGUUCGAGUGCUACUGCAUAUCACGAUCACAAUGUACGAUGA